Molecule: messenger RNA, 183 nt
Organism: Desarmillaria tabescens
Lineage: Eukaryota; Fungi; Basidiomycota; Agaricomycetes; Agaricales; Physalacriaceae
Exons: 2
Source: RefSeq, a predicted model, not a curated record
GAAGUGAUCUAUCCGUUCGCGGGUGCGAUUGAUACGCCUUUGAAAGCUCCGGAGAGUAUGGUUUGCAUCAUGAUGAACUCCAAACCGGAUUGGGUCCGCCUUCCAGAAGGGGAGAAGGAGAUUUAUGAGCAAUACGGACCGCUGUCUGUGGAGGAAUGGCACAAGAAGCAUAACUUGUAUUGA